GGUGCGCAGUGGGGGAGGGAGGGGGAUGUCUGCUUUCCACCGGACUCCCAGCCUUUACUGCUGAUCCACAAUUUGCUGAGGAGCAAAGAACAUCCUCGGCUCUAAGUAGGGCUUUUAGUGUGCUCAUUGAUGAGUGAAAGUCGCCACACAUGUCAAGCUAAAGGCAGUUGUUGGGUUACUAACAGGACCCAGCGCCUUGCAAACAUAUGCGCUAAGCUGUGUAUACAGAUGGCAGGCAGAAUAAUGGAGCAGGCGCCUUUUAUAAAGCUCUGGCUGCUCCCUGUCUUCAGACCUGGGAAAUGAAACUAUUCAGACUCAUGGCCAGAUAGCGCCUGCGAUUGUUUGUUACCGUUUUAAUCCUAUUAAUUAAAACGUUAACCUGAUUGGGUAGAAAGCGCUGUCCCAACAGGCGAGUCUUCUUCAUAAUAACCUACUCAGAGAUAAUGAUGUAAAAGACUCCCCCGUCUGUGGCGGCGGCUGGUUGAUGGGUCCGGAAAUCUCUUGAAGGUGAAUCCAAGCAAGAUAAACGGUGCAGAGAGGAGGCGCGGGGCUGGACUCAGAGCGGCGGCAGCUCCACUCCCUCCGCGACCAUCCUCCCAUCAUGAGGGGCCGCGGCCCAUGGUGAGCCCUAGCAGCCAGCACCGUCGGCUGGAGACGAAGAAAAAGAAGAAGAGGAGGCGGCGAGCGCGGGGGAAGGCGAAAAAGAAAAAGAAAGAAGGGGACAGGGCCGCGGGCAGCGCGGGGACCGACGCGCGCGGGAGCUCCGGAGCCCGACUGGCGUGCGUCUGUGCGGCCGCCUGACUCCCGGGGUGCGCGGCGGGCCGGGGCGAUGGAGCGCGGGUUGCACCUAGGCGCGGCGGCGGCAGCGAGCGAUGAAGACCUCUUCCUGCACAAGAGUCUGGGCGCCUCGACCGCCAAGCGCCUGGAGGCGGCUUUCCGCUCCACGCCCCCAGGCAUGGACCUGUCCUUGGCGCCGCCGACUCGAGAACGCCCGGCGUCCUCCUCGUCGCCCCUCGGCUGCUUCGAGCCAGCUGACCCCGAAGGGGCCGGGCUGCUGCUGCCGCCGCCUGGAGGAGGUAGUGGCGCGGGCGGAGGCGGCGGGGUGAGUGUCCCCGGGCUGCUAGUGGGCUCAGCGGGCGUCGGGGGCGACCCGAACCUAAGCAGCUUGCCGGCAGGGGCUGCCCUGUGCCUCAAGUACGGCGAGGGCGCGGGCCGCAGCUCGGUGGCGGAGAGCAGCGGCGGUGAGCAGAGCCCCGACGACGACAGCGACGGCCGCUGCGAGCUGGUGCUCCGAGCCGGGGGCGCCGACCCGCGGGCAUCCCCGGGAGCAGGGGGUGGCGGUGCCAAGGUGGUCGAGGGCUGUUCCAACGCCCACCUGCACGGAGGCUCCGGCCUACCCCCCGGGGGUUCUACGGGAGGCUGCGGCCCUGGAAACGGGGGCAGUGGUGGAGGUGGUGGUGGUGGUGGCGGCGGCGGCGGCAGCAGCAAGAAAUCCAAAGAGCAGAAGGCGCUGCGCCUCAACAUUAACGCCCGGGAGCGCCGGAGGAUGCACGACCUGAACGACGCUCUGGACGAGCUGCGCGCGGUCAUCCCUUAUGCGCACAGCCCCUCGGUGAGGAAGCUCUCCAAGAUUGCCACGCUGCUCCUCGCCAAGAACUACAUCCUCAUGCAGGCUCAGGCCCUGGAGGAGAUGCGGCGCCUAGUCGCCUACCUCAACCAAGGCCAGGCCAUCUCGGCCGCCUCUCUGCCCAGUUCGGCGGCCGCUGCAGCGGCGGCCGCUGCCCUGCACCCAGCGCUCGGCGCCUACGAACAGGCAGCCAGCUACCCAUUCAGCGCUGGCCUGCCGCCGGCCGCCUCCUGCCCUGAGAAGUGCGCUCUGUUCAACAGCGUCUCGUCCAGCCUCUGCAAACAGUGCACGGAGAAGCCUUAAACACUCCCUCCCUCCCACGAAAACCUCUAGACCUACCCCAAAGCUAAAGGAAAGCAGACGCUGCUCUCCUCAUCCCCUUUAUUUGGUCCUAUUCCUAGUUGCCAAACACUUGCAGGACAAACAAAGCAGUGGCUGGAACUGAGAAGUAUCAUGAGACAAACAGGACUUUCAGCCUAGGCAGGCCCGGAAUCUCGGGUUUUGGAGUGGGGAGGGAGGGAAGAGGGAGAUUGAGUUCGGAUAGAGUGUGGUUGCCUCCCCCCCCCCCUCCACCGCGACUCCCCCAGAAAAGUGGCAACUUUGGUGGCAGCCUAGACCUGGAGAAAGUAGUCUUCUUUGAAGGUGAAAAAGAAGCUAAAAUGUAGUGCUUGAUUAUUAGACGUGAAAAGUACCGAAUGGCAAAAAUACUAAUCCUACUAAUAGCUGGGGAUUUACCAAGUGCUGUUGGGGGUUGAGUCCGAGUCUGAGAGGCUUGGGGACAGAAUAUUCCUUCAGACAAAUCAGAAAGGGCACUC
Molecule: messenger RNA, 2442 nt
Organism: Acomys russatus (golden spiny mouse)
Lineage: Eukaryota; Metazoa; Chordata; Mammalia; Rodentia; Muridae
Gene: Bhlhe22
Product: basic helix-loop-helix family member e22
Exons: 1
Coding region: 830-1930 (366 amino acids)
Molecular function (GO): protein dimerization activity
Source: RefSeq, a predicted model, not a curated record